Molecule: messenger RNA, 2101 nt
Organism: Sorghum bicolor (sorghum)
Lineage: Eukaryota; Viridiplantae; Streptophyta; Magnoliopsida; Poales; Poaceae
Product: major facilitator superfamily domain-containing protein 12-like
Exons: 13
Coding region: 327-1685 (452 amino acids)
Biological process (GO): carbohydrate transport
Cellular component (GO): membrane
Molecular function (GO): symporter activity
Source: RefSeq, a predicted model, not a curated record
GUUGCGUCCCCGCUCCUGCUCCUCCUCCUCCAGUCCACCCCUGCCUGCCUGCCUGACGUCCACGCGACGUUCCUCGUGUCCCCGUCGCCUUCCUUGGGCUGGGUCCCGACUCCCGAGAUAUAGUUGCGGUGGGGUUUCCUUCUUUGAGAAAAUUCUGAACCAGAGGAGCCGCGCGGCGCGGGCGGACGGGCGGGCGGAGAGCCGGAGGCCCUUGCUGCUGGUGGUGAGCUCCUCUCUGCCUCCGCUUCGUUGGUUCCCAGGUUCUUGGGGACGAAACUCACAAGGUGGUUAUUUUUUAGUCUUGCUAACUUCUGUUGAGGGUUAAUAUGAGGGACAGUGAGUCAUCAGAUGAUGCACAAUUGGAUGAGCCCUUAGGGCGAGUGGCGAUACUCUCUUACGGUUCUGGGCAUAUGCUCAAUGACAUCACAUCAUCUUGUUGGUUUACCUAUUUGCUGGUGUUCUUGACGGAUUUGGGACUUAGUCCAGGCGAUGCUGCUACUGUCAUGCUUUCUGGACAAUUGGCGGAUGGCUUCACAACAAUCUUUGUUGGGGAAUUGAUGGAUCGCUUUGGGCAUUUCAAACUGUGGCAUGCAGGAGGAUCUAUUUUAGUGGCAAUUUCCUUCUCGUCUGUUUUUGGUAGCUGUGUUCCUUGCAAACUUAUGGGAACUAAUUCAUCUACUUUGGAGACUGUUGGAUACAGCACAUUUGCUGCUAUUUUUAAUGUUGGUUGGGCAGUUACUCAAGUCGCUCACAUGUCUAUGGUAAACUGCAUGUCAUCAAAUCCAACUAGCCGGGUUUCACUUGUAAGCUGUCGUAAUGCCUUCACGAUGGUUGCGAAUCUUAGCCUGUAUGGAAUUGCUUUGUUGAUAUUUACUCUUUUGCAGUCAGUGAACGUACUAGUUCAGUAUCGUUGGAUUGCUUAUGUGUCCAUUUCCCUUGGAUGUUGCUUUGUUGUCAUCUUCUUGGUUGGAACCAAAGAGCCUGGAUCAAUUCGGCACUGCAUGGAUAAGAGUCUUUCCAGAAUUUCAUGGGCCUACUGGUUCAAGAAAGUAUUGUACUACCAAGUUGCUCUAGUCUAUACUCUGACUAGAUUGGUGACCAAUGUUUCACAGGCAUUUCUCGCUUUCUAUGUAAUAAAUGAUUUAGAAAUGGAUCAAUACUCCAAAGCAUUGGUACCUGCUAUUAUCUACAUCUGCAGUUUGAUAGUAUCUGUAAUAUUACAGGAGACUAGAUGGUCAAGUUGGCGUCUUAAGCUUUACUUUUCAGCUGGAGCAGUGCUUUGGAUAUUGUCAGGUCUUGGAAUUGUUUUUCUACCGAGCAGAAUGCACAACCUCAUGUAUGCCAUUUCAACCAUAAUAGGAGCUGCAAAUGCACUUAUGACAGUGACAAGUAUUAGCAUGGAAGGUGUUUUAGUAGGAGAAGAUCUAAAUGGUUGUGCUUUUGUGUAUGGCUCAUUAAGUUUUGUUGACAAAGUUUCAUGUGGAGUAGCUCUGUAUGUUCUUGAGUCCUAUCAAGGAAGUACAAAGAUCAGAUCAAAUUUAGGAACAGUAUUUGGCUAUUCAGUUACAAGACUUGGGUUGGGCUUAGUUCCAGCUGUCUGUUCACUGCUUUCAGCAAUAGUAGCUUAUACCAUGGACCUCCCUGAUACUCGGCGGAGACCUUUGGUGGAGCCCCUUCUAGCUUAACUACGCUGGUGGCACUGUUACAGUUUCACCGUGAACAUUCACAGUAAUUGCUCGAUGGAAUGACACUGCUGCUGGAGCCUGAAGAUACUAACAAGAUUAUAGGCAAAGGAGGAAUCGGGUACAAGUCAAUUCGUUUUGACUUCAUAUAUAUAGUCUGUAUAAAUUAUUCACAGUAAUUCGUUUUGCAAUCCAAUGUAAAUAUAACUUAGCUUCAUUGUUGAGGACAACACGUCACUUGCAGCAAAACUGCCAACUAGGCACAUCCAACGGUUGGCAAGGAAAAGAAUGUCUCUGGUCCUUGUUUUAAAGGACUGUAAUUUCAUUUUAAAUGUUCUCAGCGUGUACAUAUAGCAUCAUGAUUCAAAAUAAACAAUUCAUAUUUAUAUUGAUGGAUGAAAUAAUGUCGCCUAUGCUCA